This is a messenger RNA of Vollenhovia emeryi, 4392 nucleotides long. RefSeq names its product glycerophosphocholine phosphodiesterase GPCPD1-like. Lineage: Eukaryota; Metazoa; Arthropoda; Insecta; Hymenoptera; Formicidae. The transcript is spliced from 14 exons. The record is from RefSeq and is a predicted model, not a curated record. Bases 396 to 2759 code for a protein of 787 amino acids. Gene Ontology annotation, biological process: glycerophospholipid catabolic process. Gene Ontology annotation, molecular function: starch binding; glycerophosphocholine phosphodiesterase activity.
GGCGUUCGAAUCGAGCGAUCGAGGAGCGUGAGCUAGUAGGACUCGAGCGUUCGUUCUUGCCAGUACGUUCGAGGCGAUCGGCGUGUUAUUUGUUCUCUUUUUUUUCUUUCUUUUUUCUCACAUUCGUUCGCGACUCGCGAAUUUUUCCGGAGAAUCGGAUCGCAGACAAACUCGUGUUGUUCGUUCCUGAAAAAAGAAAAGGAGACUUGCGUCGACAUCGACUCGGAUCGAAGAAAUUGGCGAUGAUCGAUUGCAGUGUCGCAGCUCGGUGCGCAAUGCAGCCUGCCGGAAGUUAGCACGUGCGCUUUCUUGCAGAGGGAAAAAUCAAGGAGAAAAUCGAACAAACGCUACGUGAGUUUAUCAUCACCGAGGUGGCGGUCGCACAAAGUUCCGACAUGAAGGGGUCUAAAAUAGACUGGAUUUUUAGAGUCCAGGUACCUAACCUGGAGAAAAAUGAAGCGGCUUAUGUGGUUGGAAAUCUACCGGAAUUAGGUGCCUGGAAUCACAACCAGGCUGUCCUAAUGUCACAAGAACAUAACAGUCGGAGAGAGUCUCCUGUACUGUUAGAUAGCAGCAACAGCGGGGAUUUCUAUAGCGAGGAUGGAGAGAACGCAGCUGACGGUAUAUUUGAAGAAGAUGGACAAAUAUUCUCGCAGAAAAUUGCUCUUCCUAUCGACGCAAAUAUCGAAUUCCGAUAUUUUGUAGCUGUCAUUUGCCAGUCCAACGGUGCUAAAAAUUCAGCCAAUACUCUGAUUAUCCGUAGAUGGGAAACUCAUAUGAGACCACGAGUAAUUAAGAAAAAUACGCCGUGCAAUUUUGACAAUGAUACGUUGCCAGAUCCUGACAAAUUUGGUUACUAUAAUAAUUACAGCAAGAUCGAACGAGGUUGGCUGACAGAUGAAACUGUGAUACAAUUUAAACUUUUUAACAAUCCUAUUAAACUCUGGAAGAGCCGAUUGCAAAACAAAAAAGUUCAUAUUAAGAUGACACCUGUAAAUCUAGUUAGGCAUAAUUCUUUAGAGCUGCAGCAGUUUGGAGGCGACUGUAUAGACGAUAGUCUUUCUAUGGAUACACAAGACAUUGUUGAUCAACCCGCCUUUACCAGUAUUACAGAAGUUGCUGUGAUGAAUGACGAAGAGGCUAGAUUCACGUCCCAGGAGCAAUUCGGCCGCCCUUACAAUGAAGACGAAUUUUUAAUCUUCAAUGUUGCCGUUCGGUAUCCUGAAACAAUCGGGUACUUAGUGGACUACUACGUGUACAGCUCAAAGUGUUUCCCAGGAGAACCACCCAAUCACAUUGGUUUCAGCUACAUCUUGCCGUGUGCUUUACAACCUAGCGUUGGACUUCUGACGGUACCUAUUACUAGUACAAAACACAGACCUAUUGGCCAAUUGACGGUGGAAUACGUUGUCAUAAAACCAAUACCGGAUCAUCCGUGGGACAUGAGCAUCUCAUACGCGAAACAUUGGGAGCAGCGUUGGUCAGGCUUAGAUGUAGGACAUAGAGGGUUGGGUACAUCCUUCAAAUUCGAAACUAAGAACUGUGCUAAUGUGCGCGAGAACACGGUUGCAUCUUUGAAGACCGCAGCAUAUCACGGUGCAGACAUGGUAGAGUUCGAUGUUCAGCUGUCGAAGGAUCUUAUACCUGUAAUCUACCACGACUUUUAUGUAUCCAUCUCGAUGAAGCGCAAGAAGCAGAUAGAAGCCAUGGAUAUGCUGGAGAUACCCGUUAAGGAUCUUACCUUAGAGCAGCUUCAUCUACUCAAGGUUUAUCAUGUAGCUGAAGCCCGUGAGAAGAAUCCAAGAUUUUUUGACGAGGAUUUGGAAGAUCAUCAGCCCUUCCCUACGCUACAAACUGUGCUGCAAGAACUCGAGCAACACGUUGGGUGCAAUAUCGAAAUUAAGUGGACCAUGCAAUUGAAGGACGGCACGUUCGAACUCAAUCAUCCCUUCGAUCUCAACAUCUAUCUAGAUAUUAUUGUAAAAGUGGUAUUAGAAUACGGGGGUGAUCGAAAAGUCGUGUUUUCUUCGUUCAAUCCGGAUAUCUGCGCAAUGAUCCGUCUCAAACAAAACAAGUAUCCAGUGGUGUUUUUAACACAAGGCAUUACAUCCAAGUAUCCCACUUAUCACGAUCCGAGAUGCCAAACGAUACCGAUGGCCAUGAGACACGCAUUAGCCGCGGAUAUCCUAGGAAUUAACGUCCAUACCGAAGAUAUUCUUCGGGAUCCGUCUCAAGUCAAGUUAGUCAAGGAUGCGGGAUUAAUUAUCUUUUGUUGGGGUGACGACAACAAUGAUAAAGAUACUAUACAAUAUCUGAAGAAACUCGGUUUGCACGCGGUCAUAUACGAUAAAAUCGAUGAAUAUAACGCGAAAGAAGUGAAGGAGAGUAUAUUCUUAGUAGAUGCUAGAGAAAGCCAGAAAGAGCUGAUAGCCUUGGCGCAUUGCAGCCAAACACCACAGACACAAAUCUCUACUCCCCUCAACACAGAAAAGGAUUAUUAUUUGAGCCGACCAUCAACAACCACGUCGUGUUUGAAGAACAAUAUGGGCGGUGAUAAUAUAUACUCCGUACCAAAUAUCAAGUUACCGACCAACUGCGAGGAGAGCAUAGAAAUUAAGGAGAUAACCAAGGAUUUCAGUGCCUGCGCGAACACUUUCGGCCAUUCGGUAAAAAACGGCAUCUCCGGUGUGACGUGUGGACAGCCAUCUCCUCUACCUGAGUUUUAUGGGGAAGACGAGGCUGCAAAGGAUUGCCUUUGAUGCUUCUCCUUCAAAAAACCCCUUUUCUCAUGGUUUUGAUGCGGAGGUAUCACUAAGAGGACUUUUACGCCAUGCGACGACGGGAAGAUAACUUUUGAUAAUUUAUGAUACGAUAGUGAUAGGCCGAAAUAUUACCGAGGAUUCGUCUGUACUUCAGUAGUCUGUGACGAACUUGUACAGAUCGUCAUACAGAUUACAUAUAAAUAAUCCGGAAUCGAAACGAUCAAUGUUGUUCUGAAAUUUGCCAAAGGAUCUAUUAUUUGCAAUCAACAUUCAGCUUUAAGUAUAACUAUGAUAUACAGCCUAUUGAGUUGAAAAGAAAUCAAACUAGCUAUGUCUAACGAUAAUAGUAAACCCAUAGAGAGUUCAAUAAAUCCUACUGGCAAAUCAUAAAAUAAUAUUGAUUGUUGCUUUAAGGUAUCGCGCGUGAUACGACAUGAAGCUAUUGUGAUGUGGAAAGAAAAUUCGAUUUACUCUUCUCAUAUUUUUUUAAUCGGUCCAUUUUUUUCGCGCAUUAUGCAACGUGUGUCGGAAAAAGUAUGUAGCCGGAUACUCGUAACAAGAAUUUUGGAAUUGAUUCCUUUUUUAAUGGGAAUAAUUUGGAGAUUCCAAAUAUAUUCAAUUAAUAUCCAAUUAAUGUGGUAGGUAAUUCUGAUCAUAUAUUUGCACUUUCCAAAUUUUAUUCAUCGAUAUCUGUGAAUUUUAAUCGAGAUGAUAAUGUUAAAUUUCGAAAUGAAUCCAAUCUCCGAAAAGAGUAUAGACAAGUAAAGAUGUAAAUGUCUGUUCUAUAUGUUUGAACAUUGAAAUCUAAGAAUUUAGGCACGCAGAGGUCUACGAAUCCAUAGAUUCAGUUAUUCGUUGAUCUAACGAUUCAGCGAUCCAAAUGCCUAAAAACGUAGAAACGUAGGAAUCUGAGAGUAUAGUUUUACUUAUAUAGAUAGUUUGUUAUUUAAUUGCUAGAUUACGUAUUUCCUGUAAUAAGAAAUUGAAAGCAAAUUGUUCAAUCCAUUAACUACCGGCAUACAACUGUUUCCACGCACUCCACGUGCACCGUAGUAACUUUUAACGAUGACUUUCUCAGUGUGCUAAUGAAUCCUGCGCAGGAUGUAGAAAAAUGAUUUAAACUCCCGCGAGUCCGCUCGCGGUGCGUCGAUACGGGAGUUGUGUUUUUAGUACAAAUGUCGUCAGGUAUAUAUCUUUAUUUAUAAUCAGAAAGAAAACACUCUAUUCUCCCGUAUCUCUUCCGCUGUCGAUUCGGAUGUUACAAUACGUGAACGAGAAGAGAAAAGACAGAAAAAAAAGUGAGCGAAGAAGACGAAGAAGAACGAGUUGCUCGUUACUCGUAGAGCAAACUAAAUGCCAUUAGUUGAUACGAUUUUUUACGAGCUGUCGAACGAAAAAUCGCGCCGAAUGCGAGAGCGGACGAUCGCGCCGCACCUCGAAUUGCCUUCUCGACAGCUGUACCUCAAGUUUUAAUAAGACCGUAACGUAAACUAUUUUUCAUAGUCAUUUAGGAAGUACUUCAUAUUCAUUUAUUUAUGUCAUCCGAUGCCAGGUGACAAUUCGCAUUCGACCAUUCGACCUGAGCGCGAGCGUAUGAAGGAAAAUAAAGAAAAAUCAUGAAAGAGGAGAA